GCUCCCUCUCUCUCUCUCUCUCUCUCUGACGGGGAUGCUUCGGAGAGGCCCGGCGAAUCCAUGGACUUGGACGAGGCCUUCGGCUUGGUGGGGGAGUUCGGCCCCAGGCAGAAGUGGCUCACCGCGUUCCUGGUGCUGCUGCAGGUAUAUGUGGCCUUUCAAUCUAUGCUUAUUGUGCUAGUGGGAGCAGUGCCGGAAUAUCAUCUUGACCUGGAGGAGAUUCAAACUAGUAGGGAGACUCUUGCAAAACAUGUCAGGUUUACCAGCAACUUCACAUCCAUAGUAACAGAGUGGUAUUUAAUCAGGCAUGAAGCAUAUAAAGUGAGCCUGGCAUCAUCCUUGUACUUUGCUGGGUUGCUUAUUGGAAAUAUAUUGUUUGGUCAGCUGUCAGAUAAACUGGGCAGGAAGCCUGUGUAUCUAACAGGUCUUUUCUUAGAUGUCAUUUUUGGGUAUGUUUCAGCAUUUGCUCCAAACUAUGACAUUUUUGCAAUGUCACGCUUUUUCGUUGGAAUUACAAAUGGUGGUAUGUCUCUAGUGUCUUUUGUUUUGACACAAGAAUAUGUAGGAAAAUCCUUUUGGGCAUUGACAGGCUCAUUAACAAAUUUGACAUUUGCGGUUGGCAUAGCAAUUUAUGCAUUAUUGGGUUUUUACAUAAGAGAGUGGCGUUUCCUUGCCUUCGUAUCAAAUUCUCCAGGACUUUUCUUUCUCCUUCUCUCUUUCAUGCUUCCAGAAUCACCAAGAUGGUUAUACUCCCAAGGGAGGACAACAGAAGCAGAGAAUGUGCUACAAUACAUAGCCCUUGGUAAUGGGAAAGAAAGACUGUCUGUGAAACUGAAGCAAUGCACAGGAGCAGUAAAAAAGGAUGAUUCAGCAUCUGGUGUCCGAAGCCUCAUUAAGCAUCCAGUCCUUCGGUGGCGCACUGUCAUCUUGAUGUAUAUUUGGUAUGUGUGCAGCCUUGUCUAUUAUGGCUUAACGCUGAACGCUGGUGAAUUAGGAGGAAACCUAUAUCUAAAUGUGGCUCUUUCUGGCCUUGUAGAAGUUCCAGCAUUUCCACUCUGCAUGUUCUUCAUUGAAAAAUCAUGGUCAGGAAGACGUAAAAGUACAACUGCUUUUUUGAUAUUUUCAGGCCUUGCCUGUAUAUUCACCAUGUUACUACCAGAAAAUAGAGGUGGAUUUUUAUUCAGUCCCAGCAUCUUAGCUUUAUAUGGGAAAUUGACUGUAAGUGCUGCUUUCAACAUCAUAUAUAUUUACACUUCAGAACUCUACCCAACAGUAGUGAGAAAUGCUGGCUUAGGUGUAUGUUCGAUGACUUGUAGAUUUGGUGGUAUUUUGGCACCAUUUGUCCCUUCCCUGAAAUCCCUUGGCCCAUCUGUACCAUUUGUGGUCUUUGGAAUCAGUGGAUUGUCAGCUGGUUUCCUUACUCUUCUACUACCAGAAACUGUGAAUAAACCCAUUGCAGAGACCAUUGAAGAUUUGCAGACACCUACCUACCAAAUACUUAAAAACAAAAAGGCAGAGUAAAUCAGUUAGAAGAAAGCAAUUAGUGUGCAAAAACCAUAUCUUGGUUGAAAAUGACAACAGUACUUCCACUGUUGAGGUGUGGUGCCAUCAAGAAUUCAACUCUUAAAAGUAUUUUGGGAAUCCCAGUACGCUCAAUAAUGUGAACUUAAAUUGUGAAGGGGGUGGGGAAGGGGUUAUACAAACUCACGAGGAACAAUGAAGGAAUGAAAUAUCUACCUUAAACUGCCACACUCUAUAAACUUUCUAGGACAUUCAGAAUUACCUGGUGAUUUAUGUCUUCGGUAACAAAAGGACUAGUUCUAUGUUGAUUAGAUGACUUAACUGUGUAAGUGUUAAAUUAUACUGGGGAUUUUUACUGUAAUCCUAAACAUGCAAGCAAGAGGAAGGUAUUUAAUUGUUGCAUCUGGCUUAUUUAAAUAGGCUCAGGAUAUCCUUAGCAUACUCUUCUUAAAGCACCUUCAGAAUGGAGGGUUACAGGUCAGCCUGGAAUAUUUAGGCGUUGUUACUUUUUACACUCUUCAUGAUGCCAAUAUUUUUGUAUUCAUGUUUUAAGAUGAAUGUUCCACAAUAUUUAUAAAGACCAAAGAUGCCUUU
Molecule: messenger RNA, 2115 nt
Organism: Lacerta agilis (Sand lizard)
Lineage: Eukaryota; Metazoa; Chordata; Lepidosauria; Squamata; Lacertidae
Product: solute carrier family 22 member 15-like
Exons: 12
Coding region: 61-1521 (486 amino acids)
Biological process (GO): transmembrane transport
Cellular component (GO): membrane
Molecular function (GO): transmembrane transporter activity
Source: RefSeq, a predicted model, not a curated record